Molecule: messenger RNA, 858 nt
Organism: Penicillium waksmanii
Lineage: Eukaryota; Fungi; Ascomycota; Eurotiomycetes; Eurotiales; Aspergillaceae
Product: WW domain binding protein 11
Exons: 1
Coding region: 1-858 (285 amino acids)
Biological process (GO): RNA processing
Source: RefSeq, a predicted model, not a curated record
AUGGCCAAGGACAAGGAAAGAUCGGUUAACCCUGCCGCUGCGCAACGGAAGCAGGAUAAGCAGAAGAGCCUAAAGAAAGGAAAAGCGGAGGCGCUCGCUCGCCGCAAUGAAAAAAUGGCUCGUCGCAAUCCCGAACGAAUCGAGCGACAGAUCAAUGACCUUAAAUCCAUGGAAGAAUCGGGGCAAAAAUUACGACCCCGUGACAAGGAGAUCCUCGAAGCGCUCGAGAAAGAUCACCGGGCCGUUUUGAAAGCUCGCGAAGCUCUCGGCGACAAGGCACCCAAGUUCCAUAGUGGAGGUGGUGGUGGCCAAAAUCAGAGACAGGACAGGGACGGUGGCGACGCAGUUCUCGGGAAACGGAGGCGUGAUCCCCAGUUUGCGCGAUACCAAGAGAGUGAUAGUAGUGAGACGGAUGAGGACGUGCGCAGGAUACCAAUGCCCCGGGAUACACCUCCUCCGAUUCCGCGCCCGCAGAGAAAACGUGGUGGCGGUACGCAGAAUGAAGGUUCGGAGCGUCGGGGACCACAUGGGCUGCCUUCCAAGCCUGCAGCGGUUGUCGAGUCUAAGUCGGUCUACGAAGCUCAGCCGGAGAUUCGGAAUCUGCGGCAGGAGGCUGUGAAUAAGUUCAUCCCCGCGGCUGUCCGGAUGAAGCAAGAUUCCAUUAAGGGUCAAGGGAAACUGCUUGAGCCGGAGGAAAUGGACAAACUAGAAAAGGCGGGUUAUAAGGCGAAUGUAGGAGCUUCACAGACGGAUCAGCCAUCUACAGAUGAGCAAAGGUCAUUGGAGGAAGAAGAGGCUCGCUUCAAUCGCGAGAUGCGGACUGUCCAGAUCGAAGAAGUCUCGGACGAAGACGCUUAG